CAAAAAUAGUGCAGAUAAAAAGAGUAAAGAAGCAAAAUUGUAUUUUUGUUAUACAGCCACGGAGAGCAACAUGAGUAAUACUGGAUCGGCCUCAAAUGCAAAUUGGUUAUAUGACAGUUCAGUAAAUUCAAAUGUUGAGGCAAAACUGAGACAAUUCUUGGUUGAGUUAGGAAAUGCUGAUAAAAUACUUGGAAUCCAGGUAUGUGCUUACAAAGAUGGGAAAGUAAUCAUUGAUACUGCAGCUGGAGUGCUUGGAAAAGAUGACCCACGACCCGUUCAGCCCGAUACCUUAUUUCCAUGUUUUUCUGUCACUAAGGGGGUCACAGCAGGAAUGGUACACUGGCUGGCUGAUAAAGGGAAACUCAAGCUUGAUGAAAAUGUUACAAACAUUUGGCCCGAGUUUGGUACAAAUGGAAAAGAUCAAAUAAAGGUUAAUCAUAUUCUUAAUCAUACGUCUGGUCUCCAUAAUGUUCUUGGUACCGUUGCUGAAGAUGAUCCAACAUUAUUUUGUAACUUUGACGAGUGUCUAAAACACAUUGUUGUGGCUGCACCCGAGACUGAACCUGGUCAUUUCCAGUUUUAUCAUUCGUUAUCAUAUGGUUGGCUAUGUGGAGGAAUCAUUGAGAAAGCAUCUGGGAAGAAGUUUCAAGAGAUUCUUGAGGAAGCUUUUGUUCGUCCCCUUAAUGUUGAAGGCGAGUUUUAUAUAGGCAUUCCACCCGGUGUGGAAUCUCGUCUUGCAACUGUUACAAUAGAUGCAGAUGUUAUAAGUUGGUAUGUCAAACUGAUCGAAACUAUAGACUUCGUGACUACCAAAAGCUCGUUCAGCUCGAUUUCCAACAUUGCCACGAUAUCCAACACCCUCAAUGUUCGUCGUGCCAUCAUACCAGCUGCAAAUGGACACUUUUCAGCUCGUGCAUUGGCUCGUUACUAUGCAACUCUCGUGGACGGUGGUGUAGGCCCACCACGCCAUUCCUCUUCCCUCCCACCACUCGGAAGCCACCCUCACAACCCCAUGUUUCCUUCCAAGAAAACUGAUGAAGUUGAGACUAAAAUCUUUAAUAACUCCAAAGAGAAAAUUCAUGACGCCUUCUUGGGACGUGGAGAUUAUAAGGAUUUAAUCCUUCCAAAUGGGAUGUUUGGGCUUGGGUUUAACACGGCUAAAACAACCGACGGUUCUAUAAUUGGGAUUAGUCAUGCGGGUUUUGGUGGAUCUACAGGAUACUGUGACAUAAACAAUCGUUUUGCGAUGAGUGUGACCUUCAAUAAGUUGCAUUCCGGGGAAUUGACAGGAGAGAUCGUUCGUUUUGUUUGCUCGGAACUUGAUCUUCCUGUACCACAAGAGUAUGCAGCAGGAUCACUAGUGUGAUCAAUUUAGAUGGGUUUGAUCAUCUAAUUAUUUAUACUAUUUCAUACCAUCUAUGUGAUCUAUUUAUAUAUUAUUUUUACAACUGAACUCUGGACAUGGUAUUGUUAUUUUUGUGAAGCAACGUUUGUUAAAUCA
Molecule: messenger RNA, 1501 nt
Organism: Erigeron canadensis
Lineage: Eukaryota; Viridiplantae; Streptophyta; Magnoliopsida; Asterales; Asteraceae
Exons: 6
Coding region: 71-1366 (431 amino acids)
Source: RefSeq, a predicted model, not a curated record